AUGCAGCGGUUCGCUGUUUGGUUCGGUGCACCAGCUAUUGCGUGCCUUGGCUUCCGGACCCACGUUAUCAUCUCCAGGAAAGCGCCCGAAGAGCCCCGCCAAGAUCAAGAGGAAGAGGGCCGUCUCGUGAAGAUCGAGAAGACGCUUGCGCGACGAGAGGGCCUCCUGCAAGCAAUAGCCGCCAAUGUUGGUGUGGAAAUUGACGACGACGACUUAGCCCCCGUGCCACCGUCGGAGAGCGAGGAGCAGGCCACACGGCCUUCCGAGAGCAUGGAACAGCCAACGUAG
Molecule: messenger RNA, 288 nt
Organism: Phytophthora nicotianae INRA-310
Lineage: Eukaryota; Oomycota; Peronosporomycetes; Peronosporales; Peronosporaceae
Exons: 3
Coding region: 1-288 (95 amino acids)
Source: RefSeq, a predicted model, not a curated record